UGCGCCGCCUUGCAGGUUCCGCCGCCGCCCGAGCGCCCGCGCCGGCGAUGCCCCGCGGCCACCGGCCCCCUGAGCGCCGCAGCGGCGCGGGGAGCCCGGCCUGGCCGUAGCAAGGCCGCCGCCCCGGAGCGGCGCGUCGCGGAGGGGGCUGCCCCGCGGCCUGGCUGCCCCGCGGCUUGGCGCUUCCCCGCCGGGCCCGGUCCCACCAUGCGCCUGGCCGCGCUUCUAGCUGCGCUGCGGCCCGUGUUGCCGCUCGUCUUGGGCUUGUCGCUCGGCUGCAGCCUGAGCCUGCUGCGCGCCUCCUGGAGCCACAGCGGCGGCGAGGAGCAGUGCCUAGGCGCCGCGGGCCGACCCGGGGCUCCCGCCAGUGGGCCGCAUCUGGAGGCCGCCGAAGGGAGGCCGGGCCCUGGCCACGAGGACUUCAGACCUCGGAUUGUUCCCUACUACAGGGACCCUAACAAGCCUUACAAAAAAGUGCUCAGAACUCGCUACAUCCAGACAGAACUGGGUUUCCACGAGAGAUUGUUUGUGGCUGUGCUGACCUCCAGGGCUACCCUGAACACGUUGGCAGUGGCAGUGAACAAGACAGUGGCGCACCACUUCCCACGGCUGCUGUACUUCAGCGGGCUGCGCAGCGCCAAGGUGCCGCAUGGCAUGGUGCUGGUGGCCCAUGGCGAUGAGCGGCCCAUCUGGCUCAUGUACCAGACCAUGCACUAUAUCUACCAGCAUUUUGGCUCCGACUAUGACUGGUUCUACAUCAUGCAGGAUGACACCUACGCACAGGCUGAGCAGGUGAAGGCUCUGGUGACGCACCUGAGCAUUAACCAGGAUGUGUACCUGGGCCGAGCGGAGGAGUUCAUCGGGGGUGAUGAGCAGGCGCGCUACUGCCACGGUGGCUUCGGCUACGUGCUGUCCCGCAGCCUGCUGCUGCACCUGCAGCCACACCUGGACAGCUGCCGCAACGAGAUCCUCAGCGUGCGCCCGGACGAGUGGCUGGGCCGCUGCAUCAUCGACUUUCUCGGUGUCGCCUGUGUGUCCCAGCUCCAGGGCCAGCAUUAUCACACCUAUGAAUUGGCCAAAAACGUGGAGCCGGAGAAGGAGGAAGAGGAGGAGUUCCAAGCAGCUCUUGCUGUGCACCCAGUCUCUGAUGUGACCCUCAUGUACCGACUGCACAAGCACUUCAGCAGGAUCCAGCUGGAGAGAGCCUACCAGGAGAUCCAGGACCUCCAGAUGCAGAUUAGGAACCUGACGUCACUGACGCCUGCGGGUGAGGCAGGCCUGACGUGGCCCGUGGGCAUCAACGCCCCCUUCCUCCCAAAGUCGCGUUUCGAGGUCAUCAGCUGGGACUACUUCACUGAGCAGCACCUCUUCUCCUGUCCUGACGGCUCCCCCAAGUGCGAGCUGUCCGGAGCCAGCAAAGCCGACAUCAGCGAGAUCAUCGAGUGGGCUCUGGAGGAGCUGAACGGCCGCUACCAGCCGCUGCUGCGCUUCAGCAAGCGGCAGCUGCUCAACGGCUACCGGCGCUUCGACCCCACGCGUGGCAUGGAGUACACGCUGGACCUGUUGCUGGAGGCCGUCACGCAGAAAGGCCACAGCCACUUGCUGGCCAAGCGGGUGAGCUUGGUGCGGCCCCUGAGUAAGGUGGAAAUCAUCCCCAUGCCAUAUGUGACCGAGGCCACACGGGUGCAACUGGUGCUUCCUCUGACGGUGCAGGAUCUGGAUUUUGUGGCAAACUUCCUGGAUAUGUUUGCUAUGAACACCCUGGACACACACGACAAUGCCUUGCUGACUUUGCUUUUUGUCUACCACCCCUACGAUGCCCAGCGAGUCGGUCAGGUGGAUGUCUUUGCUGGAGUCAAAGCCAUGGUGGGAGAGCUGGAGAAACGCUAUGCAGAGGUUAAAAUCCCCUGGAUCAGCGUAAAAACCGAGGUGCCCUCACAAGUGAAGCUCAUGGACAUAGUCUCAAAGAAGCACCCUGUAGAUACGCUGUUCUUCUUGGCCAGCGUCUGGACAGAAAUCAACAUGGAGUUCCUGAACCGCUGCCGCAUGAACACUAUCAGUAACUGGCAGGUGUUCUUCCCAGUGCACUUCCAGGAGUUCAACCCUGCACUGGUGUACCGCAGCGAGCAAACGGCUUCCUCGGGCACCGACUUCCUGCGGGACGGACACUUCGACAGGCACUCCUUUGCCGAGGCCUGCUUUUACAACUCUGACUACAUGACAGCGCGUACCAAACUGGCAGCUGAUAUCCUAGACCAGGAUGAGGUGCUGGAGAGCAUGGAGGUGUUUGAUGUCUUCCUCCACUACUCUGGCCUGCACCUCUUCAGAGCGGUGGAGCCGGGGCUGGUGCAGAAAUACGCCCUGAGGAGCUGCAACCCGCGGCUCAGUGAGGAGCUGUACCACCGCUGCCUGCUCAGCAACCUGGAGGGACUUGCGUCCCGCUCGCACUUGGCCAUGGCCCUCUUUGAGCAGGAGCAGGCCAACAGCACUUGAGAGGCUCAACACAUCAGGAGCUUCUCGGCACCUUAACACUUGGCACUUUCCAUCCCCUUCCCAGCCUCUGCCGUGGGUGAAGGGCAUGCGAGGUGAAGUCAAAGGAGGAGGGAGGUUUUCCCAGCCCUGUCCCGAGGUGCAGGCAUGGGCUGCGGACAGAGGCUGCUUCUGGUGGGAUUUUGUCCUCCUUUGUUGUUGUUGGUUGUUUGGGUUUUUUUUAAAGAAAUAAAAGUUUCUUUCCAGGCAGA
This is a messenger RNA of Colius striatus (speckled mousebird), 2741 nucleotides long. It is a transcript of the gene CHPF2, whose product is annotated as chondroitin polymerizing factor 2. Gene Ontology annotation, cellular component: Golgi cisterna membrane. The coding region runs from base 208 to 2493 and encodes 761 amino acids. The transcript has 4 exons. NCBI's taxonomy places the organism in Eukaryota, Metazoa, Chordata, Aves, Coliiformes, Coliidae. Gene Ontology annotation, molecular function: glucuronosyl-N-acetylgalactosaminyl-proteoglycan 4-beta-N-acetylgalactosaminyltransferase activity. The record is from RefSeq and is a predicted model, not a curated record.